This is a messenger RNA of Rhipicephalus microplus (southern cattle tick), 872 nucleotides long. RefSeq lists its product as uncharacterized. NCBI's taxonomy places the organism in Eukaryota, Metazoa, Arthropoda, Arachnida, Ixodida, Ixodidae. The record is from RefSeq and is a predicted model, not a curated record.
GUGGUCACGGCUGUUGCGUCGGUGCUUGGCCUUCCGGACGACUUUCCACCCAUGGGAGGAAUAUGCGAGGCCGCGCCUGUUGGAAACGGCUUGCGUGAACCUGUCCGAGCGCAUUGAACGCCCCCUGGAAUAUCACCGAUGCGCAGCCCCCACGACAACGUCAUCAAGUUCGGAAACAAUAUUACCGAGCAUCCAGCAGUAUCUCUUCUGUGGGCACAGAGGCACGAUGGAGAAAACAACUAAAGGCUUACGCAUCUGUCUUUUCGCUCUGCAGGCGACUGGAACUGUCGAGCGCCGAAGGUCCGCUCUACUGUGGUCAUCGAGUUAUCAUAUCCGUCAAGGCACAGGAGCUUAUGCUAUCGGAGCUACAACGCUCACACGAGACAGCAUUGGUGAUGAAAAGACUGGCUCGGACGUUGUUCUGGUGGCCAGAGUUGGAUGGCGAGAUCGAAAGUCUUGCUCGUUCAUGUAUGCCAUGUGUACAAGCUCAAGCGAUGCUGCAUUGUCAGGGGCCUAUCAGUUGGCCAGAAACAGCAAUGAAGUGGAGUGCGGAGCAGCAAGCGUCACCACGGGAGGAGCUGUUAAGCUGAAGAACUCGAGAACGCAAGAACGCUGUUCCCGUUCCUUCUGCAAUGGCACCAACAUAUCUUCCAGCCGUGGUGGCUUCCCCAACUCCUCAAGUCUUACAAAGAUCUACCCGACUACGAAGACCCAUGUGAAUACUCAAUCUUUAAAAGAAAUGGAGAAGAGAUAAGAAGUUCAGUGCCAACACGUGCCGAAUGUCAUCCACUCCUAUACUUUGUGUUACGUCAACGGCAAACUGCCUAUACAUACCUAAUCUUCUGCAAAAUAAAGUCAUUCUGAAUUGGUUC